AUGGCCUCAAAUGCAUUGAUGAGCUGCGGCGUCGCGGCAGUUUGCCCCUCAGUGCUCUCUUCUUCUAAGUCAAAAUUUGCCGCUGCCGUGCCCGUGGCUGGUGUUGGUACCAAUGCUGCGGCCGGUUUCACAAUGUCGGCCGACUGGAUGCCCGGUCAGCCCCGGCCAACCUACCUUGAUGGCUCAGCACCUGGAGACUUUGGAUUCGACCCACUUCGUCUUGGUGAGGUGCCUGAAAACCUUGAGAGAUAG
Molecule: messenger RNA, 252 nt
Organism: Ilex paraguariensis (yerba mate)
Lineage: Eukaryota; Viridiplantae; Streptophyta; Magnoliopsida; Aquifoliales; Aquifoliaceae
Source: the annotation of a GenBank genome assembly